UAUUCCACAGCUCAUCCUCUUCCCCCGCUUUGAAGACGGACACAUCCCAGCUGCUGCCAUAUGGGGGUGCAGCCUGCACUUCCACAUUUCUCACCUAGACGAGAGCGACUCCCCCACCCCUUCUGGCCUGAAGCCUGCUUGAAUCUGAGGAGGCUUUGCAGCUAUGCAUGUUCAGCGAGUGUCAUCAGGAGGCCGGCAGCUAGGACCUGGAAGAGACUGCUGGCUUCCUGAUGAUGUUGUGCAGGACCCCAAAGUGCAGCAGCUUUCGGUGGGUCACAGCGAGACUGCACUGGUGUGUGAAUAUGCUAGCUCAAUCCACCAUACCAGCUUACUACGGUGCCUCCUUAUUUUGCGUGGUCUCACUUUUAAGAGCAUCCAUUGCAGACCCUGGGAAAUUGCAAGAUAGUCCAAAAAUCCCCUUAACAGAAAAAGAAUUCUGGGAAUUAUGCAACAAAUGCAACAUGAUGAGACCAAAACGGUCUCACCACUGCAGUCGAUGUGGGCACUGUGUCAGAAAGAUGGAUCACCACUGUCCUUGGAUAAACAACUGUGUUGGAGAAGACAAUCACUGGCUGUUCCUCCAGCUCUGCUUUUACACUCAGCUCCUUAGUGGUUACACUCUAAUUUUGGAUUUCUGCCACUACUACUAUUUCAUCCCUUUGAAAACCAUCAACUGGGAUGUGUUUGUGUUUAGACAUGAGCUAGCAAUGCUCAGAAUAUCAACGUUUAUGGGUAUUGUCAUGUUUGGAGGCAUGUGCAGCCUUUUCUACACACAGAUUGUUGGUAUACUAACCGAUAUGACCACUAUAGAAAAAAUGUCCAACUGCUGUGAUGAAAUAUCGAGAGCUCGAAAACCAUGGCAGCAGACCUUCUCAGAAGUUUUUGGCACUCGCUGGAAGAUCCUGUGGUUUAUUCCUUUCAGGCGGAGACGACCACUGGGAGUCUCCUACUACUUUGCCAAUCAUGUCUAAACAGAUGGAUGGUGGGCACAGAUGGAUCUGCCACGCUGGAAGCAAGUUACAGGUUUUAUCUUAACAGUGCUAUGACAGUCUUCAAGUCAAUUAUAAUCCACCCACCAAUCUUAGACAUCACAAAGUGCCCCAGGCUUUGUUUUAAUAGUGAUCUCAAUGCAGUUGUGGGAACAGUACAAGAUAUGUAUUUAUUUGCUGAACAUUGUCUCCUUUCAAGAUGUCCUAUUUCCCCUCAGGACAUAUUGAACUCCCUCAGGCUACAAACUAAAACCAUGAAUUAAGAUUUUUUUUGUUGAAGUUG
Rana temporaria (common frog) is the source of this 1272-nucleotide messenger RNA. RefSeq names its product zinc finger DHHC-type palmitoyltransferase 21 (gene ZDHHC21). Gene Ontology annotation, biological process: protein targeting to membrane; peptidyl-L-cysteine S-palmitoylation. Gene Ontology annotation, molecular function: protein-cysteine S-palmitoyltransferase activity. The record is from RefSeq and is a predicted model, not a curated record. Gene Ontology annotation, cellular component: Golgi apparatus; endoplasmic reticulum. Bases 231 to 971 code for a protein of 246 amino acids. NCBI's taxonomy places the organism in Eukaryota, Metazoa, Chordata, Amphibia, Anura, Ranidae. The transcript is spliced from 8 exons.